Suillus bovinus is the source of this 729-nucleotide messenger RNA. RefSeq lists its product as uncharacterized. Lineage: Eukaryota; Fungi; Basidiomycota; Agaricomycetes; Boletales; Suillaceae. The record is from RefSeq and is a predicted model, not a curated record. The transcript has a single exon. The coding region runs from base 1 to 729 and encodes 242 amino acids.
AUGACGAACUAUGCUGGCCCUGGUGCUGAUGAUGAGGAUCUGCUUCAAGAGCUCAUUCCUGCUUUUCAACAGACACCUCCUGUUCGACUACUUUACCUGCAGGCAGCAAUUGCUCACAUUAUUGGAUCCUCGACAGUUGCUGAGGCCACCAAACAGAUUCAAGACGGCCUGGAUCUUAUUGAGCUUUGUGGUGCAUUACUGACAUUCCCCAUUCCUCGACGCUCAAUCAUCACCAUGAAGAAACACUUAGGACUCCAAACAGAUGACUAUGUUUUGAGGAUCGAUGUAUGCUACAAAUGCUACUCUCUUGACAACAUUCAGAAACUCGACACCCCUACAUGCAUGGUCUCUUGUUGCAAAGGGAAUGUGUAUCGUACCAAAUGUGAACAUACAGACCCUGCGACAAGCGAAGAUCAGUUCAAGUGUAUCCCUGUAAAGGUCCUCGUUUAUUGCCCUAUAAUCAAAGCAGUACAGCACUUCCUCCUGAGGUCAAUGUUUGUCAGCAAUCUACGAGACACCUCUCAGGAUAUCGAUCACAUGGAGCUCUCAGAUGACGACUUGAUGCAUGAUAUACACGAUGGCACUGAGUGGACAAAGCUCGAAGUUGGUCUCAAGCAGGUGUGUUUACCUGAUGGCAGCAUCACUGAUAUUGAGGAGUCACCAGGCUCAUGGGGUCUGCUUGUUUGCUGUGACGUUGGACUCAGUAUGACACUCAACAUUGACUGGUAA